ACCACCAUGCUGGGGGCGUCCGGAGACUACGCCGACUUCCAGUACCUCAAGCAGAUCAUCGACCAGAUGGUAAUCGACGAGGAGCUGCUGGGAGACGGUCACAGUUACAGCCCUAAAGCCAUCCACUCCUGGCUGACCAGGGUCAUGUACAACCGGCGAUCCAAGAUAAACCCGCUCUGGAACACGGUCGUCAUCGGAGGCCACUACAACGGCGAGAGCUUCCUAGGGUACGUGGACAUGCUCGGCGUGGCCUACGAAGCCCCAACGCUCGCUACGGGUUACGGAGCGUACCUGGCUCAGCCGUUGAUGAGAGAAGUCCUGGAGAAGAAAGCCAGCCUGACGAAGGAGGAGGCGCGGGACUUGAUCGAGCGCUGCAUGAAGAUUUUGUACUACAGAGACGCUCGGUCGUUCAACAGGUAUGAAAUAGCGAUCGCGACGGAGAAAGGCGUGGAGGUGGAAGGACCCCUGACCCUGGAAGCCAACUGGGAGAUCGCCCACCUCGUCAGGUAA
Molecule: messenger RNA, 510 nt
Organism: Mesitornis unicolor (brown roatelo)
Lineage: Eukaryota; Metazoa; Chordata; Aves; Mesitornithiformes; Mesitornithidae
Gene: PSMB4
Product: proteasome (prosome, macropain) subunit, beta type, 4
Exons: 5
Cellular component (GO): proteasome core complex
Source: RefSeq, a predicted model, not a curated record